Lutra lutra (Eurasian river otter) is the source of this 4729-nucleotide messenger RNA. RefSeq names its product protein tyrosine phosphatase non-receptor type 11 (gene PTPN11). Gene Ontology annotation, biological process: protein dephosphorylation. The record is from RefSeq and is a predicted model, not a curated record. The transcript has 16 exons. NCBI's taxonomy places the organism in Eukaryota, Metazoa, Chordata, Mammalia, Carnivora, Mustelidae. The coding region runs from base 179 to 1972 and encodes 597 amino acids. Gene Ontology annotation, molecular function: protein tyrosine phosphatase activity.
GGGCGGCUGCACAGUCUCCGGGAUCCCCAGGCCUGGAGGGGGGUCUGCGCGCGGCCGGCUGGCUCUGCCUCCCUGUCCGGUCCCGAGCGGGCCUCCCUCGGGCCAGCCCGAUGUGACCGGGUCCAGCAGAGCCUGAGCAAGGAGCGGGUCCGUCGCGGAGCCGGAGGGCGGGAGGAACAUGACAUCGCGGAGAUGGUUUCACCCAAACAUCACUGGCGUGGAGGCCGAAAACCUGCUGUUGACAAGAGGCGUUGAUGGCAGUUUUUUAGCGAGGCCCAGUAAAAGCAACCCUGGAGACUUCACCCUUUCCGUCAGAAGAAAUGGCGCCGUCACCCACAUCAAGAUUCAGAACACUGGUGAUUACUAUGACCUGUACGGAGGAGAGAAGUUUGCCACUUUGGCUGAGUUGGUCCAGUAUUAUAUGGAACAUCACGGGCAAUUAAAAGAGAAGAAUGGAGAUGUUAUUGAGCUUAAAUAUCCUCUGAACUGUGCAGAUCCUACCUCUGAAAGGUGGUUUCAUGGACACCUCUCUGGGAAAGAAGCAGAGAAAUUACUAACGGAGAAAGGAAAACACGGUAGCUUUCUGGUACGAGAGAGCCAGAGUCACCCCGGAGAUUUUGUUCUUUCUGUCCGAACUGGUGAUGACAAAGGGGAGAGCAAUGAUGGCAAGUCAAAAGUGACCCACGUCAUGAUCCGCUGUCAGGAACUGAAAUAUGAUGUUGGUGGAGGAGAACGGUUUGACUCUUUGACAGAUCUUGUGGAGCAUUACAAGAAGAAUCCCAUGGUGGAAACACUGGGCACAGUACUACAACUCAAGCAGCCCCUCAACACAACACGUAUCAAUGCUGCUGAAAUAGAAAGCCGGGUUCGAGAGCUAAGCAAAUUAGCUGAGACCACAGAUAAAGUCAAACAAGGCUUUUGGGAAGAAUUUGAGACACUACAACAGCAGGAGUGCAAACUUCUCUACAGCCGAAAAGAGGGUCAGAGGCAAGAAAAUAAGAACAAAAAUAGAUAUAAAAACAUCCUGCCCUUUGAUCAUACCAGGGUUGUCCUACACGAUGGCGAUCCCAAUGAGCCCGUUUCAGAUUACAUCAAUGCAAAUAUUAUCAUGCCUGAGUUUGAAACCAAAUGCAACAAUUCAAAGCCCAAAAAGAGUUACAUUGCCACGCAAGGCUGCUUGCAAAACACGGUGAAUGACUUUUGGCGGAUGGUAUUUCAAGAGAACUCCCGAGUGAUUGUCAUGACAACGAAAGAAGUGGAAAGAGGAAAGAGUAAAUGUGUCAAAUACUGGCCCGACGAGUAUGCUCUGAAAGAAUAUGGGGUCAUGCGUGUUAGGAACGUCAAAGAAAGUGCUGCUCAUGACUAUACAUUAAGAGAACUUAAACUUUCAAAGGUUGGACAAGCUCUACUCCAGGGGAAUACAGAGAGAACCGUGUGGCAAUACCACUUUCGGACCUGGCCGGACCAUGGAGUGCCCAGUGACCCUGGAGGCGUGCUGGACUUCUUGGAGGAGGUCCACCAUAAGCAAGAAAGCAUUAUGGACGCAGGGCCUGUGGUCGUUCACUGCAGUGCUGGAAUCGGCCGGACAGGGACGUUCAUUGUGAUUGAUAUCCUUAUUGACAUCAUCAGAGAGAAAGGUGUCGACUGUGACAUUGAUGUUCCCAAAACCAUUCAGAUGGUGCGGUCUCAGAGGUCAGGGAUGGUCCAGACAGAAGCACAGUAUAGGUUCAUCUAUAUGGCUGUCCAGCAUUACAUCGAAACACUACAGCGCAGGAUUGAAGAAGAACAGAAAAGCAAGAGGAAAGGGCAUGAAUAUACAAAUAUUAAGUAUUCUCUAACGGACCAGACAAGUGGAGAUCAGAGUCCCCUCCCGCCUUGUACCCCAACACCAUCUUGUGCAGAAAUGAGAGAAGAUAAUGCUAGAGUCUAUGAAAAUGUGGGUCUGAUGCAGCAGCAGAAAAGUUUCAGAUGAGAACACCCAGCAAGACUUUAGCACAGACACAGAUGUGGACCUUUACCCUCUCCCUGAAAAGAUCAAGAACAGAUGAAAGAAAGUACAUGCGAAGAAUGAAUUUGAAUUUGGAAGGCUUGUGUUGUGGUUGACUACCUUUGGAUAAGCAAAAUUCAGAACCAUUUAAAGACCACUAUAUUCUAACUCGACAAUACCUGAUUACCAAUUACUCAUUUCCUCAGAUAAGAAGAAAUCAUCUCUACAAUGUAGACAGUGUUAUAUUUUAUAGAAUUUUAUUUUAAAUUGAGGAAGCCGUUAAUUGUGCUCUAUAUUUUAAUGAUGACGGUGAUUCAGAUUCUACUUAUUGGCAUUUUCUUUUCUUUUUAUGACCUUAAAAAUUCAAUUAUUUUUCUCUUCGUGAGGGAUGACAGGGCUUUUAUAAGAGGAAAAACGUUUUGGGAAAGGUGACAACAUCCUGUGGCAGUGAGAACAGUUUCACUUAUCAUUGCUUAUCCAGUAGUGGGUAAUUCAUUUGAUGGCCUCUUUUUUUGGCUAAAUGAUAAUUAAGCCAGUGGCCCCAGACUGUCAGAAGUCAACUGUCUGCCUUUGCAUUGCCAUUAAAAAAUCAUGGGAAAAAAGAAUCAUGGAAACUUGGGAGAAAAGAUGUGUUUUUCUUCUUAGCAGAUGACCAGGCUGAGAAGGAUGUGGUGGGAAAAUGUUUGUCACGUUUUCUUUUCAUUUGAGUCAUUGUCUCGUAUUUAGGGGGGGAACAAAAAGCGCAUGUGUGGAUAACCAACCAGUGUCGUAGUUAUCAAUUGUUGGUGACAAACCACCCCAAAACGCAGCGGCUGAAACAAUACUUCUCUUGUUUGCCUCCUCCCUGUUCUUCAGUCUGGGCUGGGCUCCGCUGAGCUGUUCCUGUCCUCUCACUGGUGUUGCCCGUGUGGUCAGGGGUGGGUGGGUUUCUCUCUGCAGGUGCCCGGCCUUUCCUUCUGCGUGCGAUGGCUCCAAGUGGCCUCGCCAGUAGGGUAGCCGGCCGCCUACAUGCCGCUCAGAACUCCCAAGGGUAUCAAGCAGUAAUGGCCGGGCCUGCUUAAGACUUAAACCCAGAACUUCCACUGCCCUCUCGUGAUUAAAGCAUCCCAGGGCCAGCUCAGAUUCGGGAAGGGGGAUGGCACCAGGGCAUGGAGCGGAGAGGUGUGAUCCACGGGGGGCCCCCAGAGUAAUGGGCUGUCAGAAGCAGUGCCACACGACAACAGCAAUGGUUAGAAGGAGAAGCUGCUCAUGACCUUGGGAAGUGGAAGCUGCUUGCGAUUGCUGGUGUAAGCUGGAAGUCAGACUGACAAAUAGAGGGCCUUCUAGAAGCUUCCACUUCUGCUGGCUCUGAGCAUAUUUUCUGAACCAGCACUUUGGGAAACUGGUCCCUAAGGAGGGCUGGGUUGAGGGGGCAGGGCAUCUGAACGCAGAACCACCCCACCCCGAGGCUCUGGCUGAGGGCGGUGAAGGCGGUGCUUCCUCCCCCGCGCGCAGGCUCAGUCCGACGCCGAUGCCCCUCUGACUGAAUUAGCAGUGGCUCAUUUUUGUUCUAGUCAAGCAGUAGGAUUUGCUACCGUUCUUCCUGAAGUGCCUUCUCCAAAGACAUCCUCUUUGCCCUGUGUGUGGAAUCAUCCUUCGGUGAGUGUGUUUCAGUGAAAGAAUCACUGGUUGACUUUGUAAAGACGGUAAAGUGCCAUGGCGGCUUGGCCAUUAGGUUACGGUCUCCUUGCGCAGUCUUCUUGCUUUGGCUCCCGACGGGUCCAGCCCCUCAAGUGCUUCGGUUCUGAGGUCUUUAACUCCCGUGAAAUCUUGAGGUAGUUUGGGAACUGCCUCCGCCGCCAUUUUCACAGACAAAAUGCACAUUGACGCCCCCCCCAACACCCCCCCCAACCCAGUGAACCUAGAAUGGCUUUAGAACACUGGUGUGGCCCAAAGGUAAUCACCUUCUAAGGGGAAUGUCAGUGACUACUGUCUUCUUGUCAAGCCUGUAAAGCAAGAGAUUCCAGUUCAGUAUUUGCAACAAGGGUCUUGAAUCCUACUCCUUUUAUUGCAUUGUCGCAUUGAAUUCUCCUCCUUUGCCUUGAUUUUGUGCUAUAAUUGAGACUCUGGACUUUGAGGGCAAAGUCUUUCACCAGCAUACAAGGGUUCGAUUGUACAAAUUUACCUGCUGCAUUAAUGUCUCUGCCUGUAGCUUAAGAUGGAGUUGUUCCGUGCUCAGAACAGAAUCGCCUGAUCUAGGCUAGCUUUGCUUGUUACAGGACAUUGAUUUCAUUUAGAUUUCCCUCCACGAAGUCAGCCAGCUAUCAUGUUAUGUAAACCUCUGCCAAGACAAGAUUGUCAUAGUCCCUAGGUUGCUCAGGUUUGUCAUGUGUCCGGUGAAAAGGGGAUUGCAGGUUCUCAGAUGAGAUUCCUCUCCACGAGAUGGAAUUGGGGAGAGGGGCGAUGAAAAUGUGGGGAGCUGGAGGUGCAGGUGUUAAAAGUUGUGGAAAUGGAAGUUCCAAAGAGGUGGUUUGUGAGGAGGUCAGAGGUGUGGGGCCUGCGCGGUCAGAACUUGUAUAAGUUGAUCAGGUUACCUGGCAAGUAGGUGUGAUAGAUACAGGGAUGAAGUCUGCUCCUGGAUUGCUGGUAGACAUUAAAUUUGCACAAUAUCCUGUAGCUGGUUGAGUAUUUUAAAAUGAUAUUCAUAGGGUUUUUGUAUUUGGGGUGAAGAAAUUAUCUGACACAUGGUAUUGGGGUUUCUUU